AUGUCCGACUCCCCCCAAUCCAAUUCAAAGGAUGUCGAACAAGGUGCACCGUCACCCGGAGAGGAACCACAAAUGAACGACCCUCAGGACCCACACUCGAGCGGGCUCAACCAGUAUGAGUUCGAAGUCAAGGAACAGGACCGGUGGUUGCCCAUAGCCAAUGUCGCUCGCAUUAUGAAGAAUGCGCUUCCCGAAAAUGCAAAAAUAGCCAAAGAGGCGAAGGAGUGCAUGCAAGAGUGCGUUAGCGAGUUCAUCUCGUUUAUCACCAGUGAAGCCUCGGAAAAAUGCCAGCAAGAAAAGCGCAAGACGGUCAACGGCGAGGACAUCUUGUUCGCUAUGACGUCUCUGGGAUUUGAAAACUAUGCAGAGGCUCUAAAGAUCUACCUUUCCAAGUACAGAGAACAGCAGAAUCAGACCAAUCGUAGCGAGAACCAGCAGAACCGACCUAGCAGUCAAGGUUACGGUGCGCCUCAGGGCCAGAACCAACCUGGACAGGGCGGGUUUUCUAGCAAUGACCUCGGUCAGCAGGAGGGCGGUGAUGCUCAAGGCUACAACCUCUACGGCGCCCAGACAGGUCAUAACGGCGGCGGUGCUGAAGGGUACUAG
This is a messenger RNA of Sordaria macrospora k-hell, 606 nucleotides long. RefSeq lists its product as uncharacterized. The record is from RefSeq and is a predicted model, not a curated record. NCBI's taxonomy places the organism in Eukaryota, Fungi, Ascomycota, Sordariomycetes, Sordariales, Sordariaceae. Gene Ontology annotation, biological process: regulation of transcription by RNA polymerase II. Gene Ontology annotation, cellular component: nucleus; CCAAT-binding factor complex. Gene Ontology annotation, molecular function: RNA polymerase II cis-regulatory region sequence-specific DNA binding; protein heterodimerization activity; DNA-binding transcription activator activity, RNA polymerase II-specific.